Messenger RNA from Ostrinia furnacalis (Asian corn borer), 1036 nucleotides. RefSeq names its product shematrin-like protein 2. The record is from RefSeq and is a predicted model, not a curated record. NCBI's taxonomy places the organism in Eukaryota, Metazoa, Arthropoda, Insecta, Lepidoptera, Crambidae. The transcript has a single exon. The coding region runs from base 219 to 956 and encodes 245 amino acids.
UAGCAAAUAUUUCGUCAAUGUGCGAAUAGGAUAGUAAGUUAGUAACUAGGUCCAACAAAGCGAAUAUCUGACUCUGCAGGAAAUACUCGGUCAAGCAAGUGUCGCAAAAGGCAGAUUGCAACCUAAGUAAUUAAGUUCGAUCCAAAAGUCCAGAGUGUACACUCAUAUAAAUAUUGGGCGGUGUUGAUUAUCCACUACAGUUGCAACACGGUGUAAAUAUGAAGGUCGUUAUUUCGGUGUGUACGUUUGCGGCCGCGGUGCUCAUGGCAGCGGGGGCGCCCGCGCUUCCCAACGUGUACCUACCGGAGCCCUCGGGGAUCCUGUACCCGCAGCAGUUCCUGAGGGACAGGAGGUCCUUCGGCGGAGGGUACGCUGCCCCUUGUGGCGGUGGGGGGUACCUCAGCCCCAUCCAUUCGGGAUACGGCGGCUAUGGCGGCGGGCACGGAGGCUACGGCGGCGGUCACGCAGUCUACAGCGGCGCCUCCAGCUACGGCUACGGCGGCCCUCACUAUCGCGCUGACGAAACUGGCGAGGGUGAGGUCAUGAACUUCUCGCACAUGGAGCAAGACAUGACCGAGCACAUGCCGAUGGCGAGGUACGGCGGAUACGGAGGACACGCUGGUUUGGCCGGCCUGGGCGGCAUUGGAGGUCAGCUCGCGCCCGCUGUGUUGUCAGGCCCCGCUGUCGGAGUGUUCCCGAACGCUAACGUCGGCGGUUGCAACGUGCCUCUGCUGCUGAGCUGCUCGCCUUCCAUCAGUGCUGGGCGCAUAGUGAAGAGCGGUUACGGUGGCGGUUACGGAGGCGGCGCCGUGGUGGCCGCCGGCGCCAACGCGUACCGUGGAGUGGAUGACCAGACUCCCCAGGACGUCCACGAGGAGCACGCCCACGAGGAGAUGACCGCCCAUGACUCAGUGGAACACGUCAGCGACUCCGUCCACACCGAACAACACCAAUAAAACAUAGGACUUUUAAUUGUAAAUAGCCAAUAGUUUUAGUAGGUUGUUUUUUAAUAAAUGUAUUGUAAUAUUUAUUAUAC